Messenger RNA from Diaporthe amygdali, 3561 nucleotides. RefSeq lists its product as uncharacterized. The transcript is spliced from 5 exons. Gene Ontology annotation, biological process: proteolysis. Gene Ontology annotation, molecular function: calcium-dependent cysteine-type endopeptidase activity. Gene Ontology annotation, cellular component: cytoplasm. Lineage: Eukaryota; Fungi; Ascomycota; Sordariomycetes; Diaporthales; Diaporthaceae. The record is from RefSeq and is a predicted model, not a curated record. The coding region runs from base 1 to 3561 and encodes 1186 amino acids.
AUGUCGGUGUCGAGCUCGUCGGUGGAUGAUGGACCGCGCCCGGGGAAUUCAAAGGGGGGCAAGCGGCGACGCCCGGAGCCCCAGACACCUCAACAGAAGAUAGAUGAAUUUUGGGAUAAAUACAAGACCAAGGCUCCUGGAAAAGCUACUUCUAUCAUACCUCAACAGAGUGACUUCUCUGAGCGAGCCGCCAAGCGAGCCUCGGCCAAGUCUCUUGGUCCGGCCAAGACCACCCAGCAGUCUUAUGAGGAAGCCGCAGCACAGUGUCGCCACAAGGUCGCCCAGAUCAUCAAAGAGUGCCGGCGAGUUAACCAGAAGUACCGGGACCCCCACUUCGAUCUGGAGAUUGACCUAAAACUCAUGCGUCGGGACUGCCUGGAUUCGUUGUACAACGUCAAGGACGAUGACCGGAGCGAUGACUACUGCCGGGAGCCGCCGCUCAAGGACCGCAACCCGCCCCCGUCGGCCACCAGCGUCAUGGGCAUGCUGGACCGAAUCGACAAGGAGACCACCGUGCCUGCGGACGGAGACCCCGAGACAAAGCUCCGUCCGCAGGCGGUCAAGAGGGUCGUGGACAUAUUUGACGAGCCUAAAUUCUUCAUCGACGGGCCGACUGCUCACGAUGUCCGCCAGGGCAGAGACGGGGAUUGCUGGCUCAUGGCCGCGCUGUGUACCAUCAGCAACAAGCCCGGCCUGAUCGAGAAGUGCUGCGUGGCGCAUGAUCAGGAGGUGGGCGUAUACGGGUUUGUGUUUCAUCGAGAUGGGGAGUGGUUCAGCGAGAUCAUCGAUGACAAGUUAUACCUUACAAAACCUGACUAUGAUGAGCUGUGUUUCGAGCGAAUCCUGUGGGAGGACCGAGAGCGUGUAAACUCCGAGGAGGCGUACCGGAAGAUCUACCAGUCUAACAGUGGUGCUCUGUACUUUGCCCAAUGCGAGAACCCGAACGAGACGUGGCUCCCGCUCCUCGAGAAGGCCUACGCAAAAGCCCACGGCGACUACUCAGCUAUCGAAGGCGGUUAUGGAGGCGAGGGGAUUGAGGAUCUCACCGGCGGUGUGACCUCAGAGAUCUACACCACAGAUAUUCUCGAUAAAGAGCACUUCUGGACUGAGGAGCUUAUGAAGGUCAACCAGGAUUUCCUGUUUGGCUGCUCGACUGGUGUCUGGGGUCGCGGUUGGGGCGAGCGCAAAGGUAUCGUGGAGCUCCACGCGUACUCGGUUCUCAAGGCCCGCGAAAUCGACGGUGUGCGCCUCGUGCUCCUCAAGAACCCCUGGGGAAAGCACGAGUGGAAAGGCGCAUGGUCCGACGGGUCCAAGGAGUGGACGGCCGAGUGGCUGCAGAAGCUCGACCACAAGUUCGGAGACGACGGUUCCUUCUGGAUCUCGUACGAGGACCUGCUCAAGAAGUAUCAGGCAUUCGACCGCACGAGGCUGUUCGACGAGAGUUGGAAAGUCGCGUCGAUCUGGACGACCCUGAACGUGUCGUGGACCUUGGACUACCACGACACCAAGUUCGCCUUCUCGCUUGCAAAGCCUGGGCCAGUGGUCAUUGUAUGCUCACAGCUCGACGAGCGCUACUUCAAGGGCCUGGAAGGCCAGUACCGAUUCGAGCUCAGCUUCAGGGUGCACAAGUCCGGUGAGGAGGAUUAUGUCGUGCGUAGCCAGGGAUACUACCGCAUGAAUCGAAGUAUCAACGUUGAGCUCGAACUUGAGGCGGGCGACUACGUUGUUGUGGUCAAGAUUGACGCCUUGCGCAACGAGCGGAUAAUGCCCGUCGAGGAUGUCAUACGAGCUUUUGCUAAAGAGAGGAGGGAAAAGUUGCUCCGCAUCGGGCUAGCAUAUGAUAUUGCGCAUAGCAAGGGGAGGAUUAUCGAGACUCCUGAGGAGAAGACCGCAAGAGAGGCUUACGAGAAGAGGAAGAGAGACAGGGAGAGGAAGAAGAUGGCUAAACUGAUCAUGAAGCAGAGAGAAGAGGAUCGGAAGCAUGCCAUCAGGCAGACAAUGAAGAAGAAGAAGGCGACCGAGAAAGCCAGGGCUCGCGCAAAAGCCAGAGCUGAAAGGCGGCAGGCGAGAAGAGAGGCAAAGGAAAAGGCUGAAGAGGAAGAGCGGAAGAAGAAAGAAGAGGCGGGUUCCAGCAAUGGGACCCAGGAAAAAGCUGCAGACAAAUCCUCUGGGGAGCUCGAGGCCCAGGGUGAUACUGUCUCAGCUGAAGUCAAGGAUACGGAGGGCGCAGACAAGCUUGACACCAAAGAUAGUGGAGCUCAGACAGUGCCAGGUGACGAGAAAGGCGCCAGGCUCGAGAUACCGGGCCACGAUAGAAGCGCUGCAGAAGGGUCCAAGGACGGCACCGAUUCGAGCACAGAGGCGGGUGAGAACACGCCUGCCUCGAGCACAAUGUUCGAAAGGACACCUAUUCAGGCUGAAGAUACGCAGGAGGAAGAUGCCUACGUGACAGCCGCCGAGGAGGAGGUUGGGAGCCAGCCAACAACAUCUGCCGAAACGUCCAACAGAGAAGAGCCGCCUCCAACGCCCAGGGCUGUCAAGCCCAAGCCUGAGAAAUCAGAACCCAAGCGGUCUGUUGACAAAGCGCACCCACCGACUCUCGACAAAGUAGACAUUGGCGUGCAAACCGGCCCAGGACUUCCUGAGCGCCAAAGGAUUCCAGGCCCACCACCAGGAUAUAUCUACUCGCCACCGCCACCACCACCCCGUGGUCAAUUGUACGGCCACCCAAGGGGCGGGCGCCACCCUCCACGGGACUAUGGCCAUUUACCGCCUCAUAUCCGCGCCGUCCCGUACUCCUCAUUGCCGCCGCCGCCGCCUCCGGGUCGGGGCUUCGGAGGCCCUCCCGACGCAUCCUCAUCAGACCUCUCGGAUGCCUCGACCGACGACGUCAUCGACGACUUCGACUCCUUGUCCGAGGUGAGCGAACACGAGAUCGACCUGUACAUGGAAGCGCAGGACAAGGCGCGUGCCGCUGCGGCGCGGGCAGCCAAGGCGAACCAGCCGACGAGCUCUCCGCCGCCGCCGAACGGGCCAAGCUGUGUGGACGAGCUGAAUGAGUUUGAGAAGGACCCUUGGAACGCGGUGGGUGUCUUCGGCUUGAGGGUGUACUACAAGUCGGACGGCAAGGACGACCCGGACAACGAGAUCGUGAAGCUGAGGAUCGAGCGGCCGAACCCCUACGUAUGGGAGGAUGACAGCGAUGACGAGGCGGACGACGAGAAGGAGAAAGGGACAGCGGAGAAGGGGAAAGAAGCCAAGGAAGAGGCCAAUGAGAGCCAGGUGCUCGAUAUCGAUGAUAGUGCCAAGGACGCCGUUGCUGAGGACAUCACUGCUCGGGAAAAGAAAGAGGACGAGAAGGCUCUGGAAGGGGAGCCUCCGGCGCAGAAAACUCCUGAUGACGGGACGGAUGUCAAGAAAGAGGCGGAUGAGACUGAGGGCUCCAAGGACACCGAGAUUGAUAAGAAGUCUGGUGAGCCGAAAGUUGAUGAGCCUAAGCAGCCGGCGGAAACGUCUAUUAAGGAAGAGGAAGAGCCAGAGAAGACAGAGAACCAGGCGUAA